AUGACAGGAAAGUUCUCAACCAUCGACCCUCGAAAGUGUGAUUACUAUGCGGGAUUCAUGAAGCACCUCACGCUGCCGCAAGCAAAUGCAAUCUUUUGGUGUCUGUUCAUUCUCGUGCUUGGUAUGAUGUUUAUAUCUUCAUGGCAACAUCACCGAUCCAACUCCCUCCUCGACCUCGAAAAAGGAAUGGAUCCCAAACAAGUCAACUCCGAAGAACACAAAGAACACGUCUUCCGCCAGCGCCGAGGAUAUUUCUGUAUCGUCUUCCUUUGCUUCGUUCUCUCCUUCGUCUGUAUCGUCUUCGAAUGCUUCGCCCUCUUCAACAUCGAAUUCUGCGAUGGUGAGGAUCUCACUCAGAUGUACUGGGGAUUCUGGUCCAUCCUUCAAGUCGGAAGUCUCAUCGCCAUCGGAGGUGUCCUCUUACAAUUCUGGAUCAUCCUCAGCGGUGUCGGUACUCCUCCCUGGGCCGUUGCUCUAGGCACUCCUGUUCUGGUCUUCGCUGCUCUCGGAUGGAUGUUCAAGCAUAUCUCCGACGCUUUCUGGGCACGCUUCCGCAAUCGAUACUGUAAUCGUGAAGAAAACCGUACCAACAACCAUGACGAAGAGAAAGCCGAAGAAGAAUACGUCAACAAAUGGAUGAGCAGAGCUCCAACCCUCGUCCCCACCUCCAGCGAAGAACUCGUCGAAUCUCCACCACGCCCCAAGCGCACAGUUACCAUGUAA
Molecule: messenger RNA, 723 nt
Organism: Glarea lozoyensis ATCC 20868
Lineage: Eukaryota; Fungi; Ascomycota; Leotiomycetes; Helotiales; Helotiaceae
Exons: 3
Coding region: 1-723 (240 amino acids)
Source: RefSeq, a predicted model, not a curated record